CCGAAUUUAAUAUACGACCUAAUACUAGGCAAGGAUACUUGAUGCAAAUCGUUGGUGCAAUAUCAUGUGCAACUUGCAUCCGAUUAAAUUUGGCAGUUCAGGACGAUGCGUUUGCAACUAUAAAUACUGUUUGGUUUUCAGCAUGUUUCACACUUCGCCGUAAAUCGAAGAAAUAUGAACACCUACGUUGCUUUGUCUUGCCUCUUGGCUUUCGCCACCGUGUGCCAUGGCUCAGCCAUCGGCUUGAGUGGAGUUCCACUCGGAGUCGGCUUAGGUUUGGCACCAGCUGCAGUGUCCACUGCUAACUUGGUGAAGGCAGCACCAAUCACUGUUAUUAGGACCGCGGCAGUCGCUCCGAUCGUCAGUCCUAUUCUCAGCCACGCUCCUGUCCUCCGCACUGUAGCAGUCGCUGCCCCAAUUAGCGCGCCCAUCGUAUCGCCUAUCGUUUCGCCUAUCGCCACGUCCAUUGCAGCGCCCAUUGGUUACGGACUGGGAGGCCUCGGUGGAUAUGGCGGUCUCGGUGGAUAUGGCGGUCUCGGUCUUAAAGGUGUAGGCUUAGGCUUAGGCCAUUAAGCAACAAUACUAAAGCGGCGAAGUGUAGUAGCUACAAUUCAAAUUUUAAUUGAGUUUUUAAAUUGGUUGAAGCACUCGAAUAAUAACGCAUUCACGCAUAAUAACGCUUUUUUUUUGUAUAGUUUCUUUUUAUAUUCAGUAAACAAGUAAUUUUGUUUCUUGCAUUGGAAUUUAACUAUAAGUAUUGAUCAUCAUCAGCGCUUUUACGUCCCUACUGCAGGGGCUCAGGCCUUCCUUAUGAAUGGAAAGGAGAAUGGGUCAUGACCCUUUAAGCUGGCUCAAUGCGGAUUGGAGAGUAUUAACGUCUGCAAAUGCAACCGGGACCAACGUCUUAACGUAGCUUCCAAAGUACGGAGUAGCUCGAGCAAAAUUUUUUUUGGUCACCCGUCCCGUGAUCGACCCUAGCGAAAGUUCCUUAAAAAAACGCCGUCCGCGGCGCUUAUCCUCUACGUCACCGAGCUACUCAAUUAAAAACUAAAAUAACUCAAAACUAUAGGUAUUGGUGGAAGUAUUAAGCUGAAAUUUGAUGAUGAUGUACAGGUAGAGAGGAAGACUAAAUAGUAGGACAUUAUGAGCACGAGAAAAUGAAGUUU
Diatraea saccharalis (sugarcane borer) is the source of this 1166-nucleotide messenger RNA. NCBI's taxonomy places the organism in Eukaryota, Metazoa, Arthropoda, Insecta, Lepidoptera, Crambidae. The record is from the annotation of a GenBank genome assembly.